AUUGGCCCCUGGAUCGGGCCCAUCAAGCCGCCGUGGUUCAUUGAUUCCACCAGAAGAGCCAGGACGACGACCAAGUUUGAUAAUCAGCGAUGAGAGACGUCGCCCGUCAAUUGAUAUGCGACGACCAAGCGUACAAGAUCUUGAGGAUAAAAUUAAUCAACCAUCAACACCAUUACGAGACAUCGGUGAACCAGGACCACCCCAAAUCGUGGACGUACAAGAAAGUUACUCAGCAGUUGAAGAUCAAACUGGAUACAUUAGUGUUCAAGUUGAAGGAUCGCCGGCACCAACAUUUAAAUUCUACAAAGGUGUAACAGAAAUCAUUGAGGGUGGUCGCUUUAAAUUUCUCACCGAUGGUGAAUCCAAUACAAUUACACUUUGUAUGCGCAAAGUCAAACCAAACGAUGAAGGCAAAUACAAAAUUGUCAUUUCAAACAUUCAUGGAGAAGAUUCCGCCGAAAUGCAAAUGUAUGUGUCAGAUUCAAGUGGAAUGGACUUCCGUGCUAUGUUGAAAAAACGCAAGUAUGCCAAAUGGGGUCAACCAAAGGAUGAUCCAGACUGGGGUGAUCUAAAAGAGGUUGAAAAACCAAUUCCAGCCUUAAAGAAAGUCGAAAAGAAACAAGAUAAUUUCUUGAGCCCACUACUGGAUCAACAAGCAAAAGAAGGGAAAGACAAAAAGGUUGUGUUUGAGGCGAAAUUCUCAAAACCAAACGCCAAACCGAAAUGGUUUUGCCGUAAGGAUGAAUUAUUCACUGGUUCGAAGUACAAAUUUAAGAAUGAAGCCGAUGUCUAUCAAUUAAUUAUUAUGAAUCCAAAAGUGGAGGAUACAGCCAAAUAUACAAUAGAUAUUAGUGGCGUUCAAUCUACCGCUUUCUUGAAUGUCGAAGAGCCAGAUCCAUCAUAUACAUUCACCAAGCCAUUGAAGAAGAAGUAUGAUGGUUUUACCAAACACGAAUUGACGAUGGAAUGUACAGUCAGCAGUUCAAUGGCCAAUGUUGCAUGGUAUAAGGGUGAUAAAAAAUUAUCUAACGACGAUAAAUAUUUGAUCGGUAAAGAAUUGUCAGGUGUUUGCAAAUUGCAAAUCAGGAACUGUGAUUUGGAUGACACAGGCGAUUAUAGAUGCCAACUUGAAAGACAAGAUGAUAAAACUGAAACUAAAGUUAAAGUUGUUGAAUAUCCGUACAAGUUCGUUAAAGUCCUUAAGUCACAACAGCUUAUUGAAAAGGACAAUGUUACAUUGGCCUGUGAGUUGGAUGAUGCUGGUGGUGACGUAACAUGGUUUAAGGAUGGUGAAGAAAUUAAACCAGAGGAAUCAAAACGCAUCCAAGCCGUUAAAGAUGGUCGCAAACGCAAACUCGUCAUCAAAGAUGCAAAAGUAUCGGAUGCUGGUCAAUACUCUUGCGUCAGUAACGCUGACAAGACACAAGCCGAACUCAUUAUUAACUAUCAAAAUAAGUUUAACAAGAAACUUAAAGAUACAGUGGCAAUUGAACGUGAAAAAUUGGUGCUAGAAAUUGAAUUACAAGAUCAAACUGCACCAGCAGAAUGGAAGUUUAACGGUGAGCCCAUUGUGCUGCCGAGCGAUCGUAUUGAAAUAAAGAAUUUGGGUGGUGGCAAACAUCAAUUGGUUUUCAAUAACUUGGAAAUGGCUGACAACGGUGAAAUUUCAGUUGACUCAGGAAAGUUGAACUCAUCGUGUAAACUCACAGUUCAAAAAGGUGAAAGUAAGCCCCAAAUAAAUGCACCCAGCGACUUCGAGGGACCAAUCAGUGCACCGAUCGUUCUUGCAGUGCCAUUCAAAAUUGACGGCACAAAACAAACUCCUAUCGAAGCUAAACUGCUUAAAGAAGAUGGAAAACCAUUACCAUCUAAAGAUGUUGAAGUACAAGUUAAAGAUGAUAAAGUCAUUUUUAAGAUCAAGAAACCUACACGUGAUCAAUCCGGUGCAUAUCAAAUUAAAUUGUCGAAUGGUCAAGGUGAUGAUGUGAAAGAUGUCAACAUCACAAUGCAGGACGUUCCAAAUUCACCAGAAGAUGUUGAUGUGCGUGAAGUGUUUGAAAAAUCAUGCAUUGUUUAUUGGAAAGCACCAAAAGACGAUGGCGGUGCACCACUUCAAAAGUAUAUUAUUGAACGUCAAGAUCUCUCCUUAAAGAAAGGCUGGGAGAAUGUUGGCGAAGUGCCGGCUGCUAAUAAGCCAACUACUUUCAAAGCCGAAGAUCUUACACCAAAGAAAACAUAUAAAUUCCGUAUUCGUGCUGUUAACAAAAUCGGUCCAAGUGAACCGGCCACAUUUAAGAACAACAUUUUGGCUAAAGAUCCAUGGGAUGAACCAAGCAAACCAAAUAAUGUUGAGGUAACCGACUGGGAUAAAGAUCAUGCAGACAUCACAUGGACUAAACCAGAUACUGAUGGUGGUGCCGAAAUUUUUGAAUACAUAAUUGAAGUGAAAGACAAAUUCAGCAAAGAUUGGGUUAAAAAGAAGCGAGUUCCCGCUUCAGAAACAUCGACAACUGUGGAUGAUCUCAAAGAUGGUCAGCAAUAUGAGUUCCGGGUACGAGCCGUUAACAAGGCUGGUCCUGGUGAACCUAGUGAUGCAACCAAACCAAUUAUUGCUAAAUGCCGAUUCGUCAAACCAUUCAUUAUUGGUGAUGAAUUAAAACCAAUCAUCAUCAAAAAGGGUCAACAAUUCAAGUACGACAUUCGUUACGGUGGUGAGCCCGAACCAGAAGUUAAAUGGGAAAAAGAUGGCAAGGAAGUCACAUCUGAUGGUGAUCGUAUAACAAUUGAAAAACCACCAGAACGGAACACCAUUAUGACCGUUCGCAAAGGUGUUCGUAGUGAUUCUGGUAAAUACAAGCUCAUUUUGACAAACAGUAGUGGAACGAUUGAAUCGGUUGGUGAUGUUGUUGUGCUCGACAAGCCAUCUCCACCAAAGGGACCACUUGUACCAGAAGAGAUUCGUGCCAAUCAUGUCAAAGUCAAGUGGCAAAAACCGGAAGAUACCGGUGGCACCGAUAUUACUGGCUAUGUUUUAGAAAAAAUGGAUAUGGACACUGGACGAUGGAUUCCAGCUGGUGAAUGUGGCCCGGAUGACGAUACUUUUACGUUCAAUGGGCUUACACCAAAUAAAAAAUAUAAGUUCCGUGUUCGUGCCAAAAAUAAAGAAGGUGAAUCAGAACCAUUGGAAACAACUGAUGCCAUCGUUGCGAAGAAUCCAUAUGACGAACCAAGCAAACCUGGUAAACCUAACAUCAUUGAUUAUGACAAUGUUAGUGUUACAUUGAAUUGGGCAAAACCAGAAAAAGAUGGCGGUAGACCAAUUAUUCAUUACACUAUUGAAAUGAAGAGCAAAUUUUCGCCAGAAUGGUCGGAAGUAUUAAAAACAUUAGAUGACACAUGUGAAGCUGUUGUGGAUGGGCUUAAAGAAAAUUUGACAUAUCAAUUCCGUGUAAAAGCCCACAAUAAAGCUGGUGCAUCAGAAGCAUCUGAGCCAACUGAUAACCAUCUAUGCAAAUAUAAGAACCUAAAACCACGCAUCGAUCGAAAUACAUUCAAACAAGUUACAAUCAAAGCUGGCCGUACACACAAAUGGUCUGUUGAUGUUAUCGGCGAGCCUGUACCAGAAAUGAUUUGGAGUUGGCGUGAUGAUAUUCCGCUGGUUUCAACAGAACGUAUCAAGGUUGAAAAUAAAGACUAUCACACCGAUUUCUCAAUUAUUAACGUACAACGUAACGAUACGGGGAAAUAUAAGCUUAAAGCCACUAACCGUAAUGGAAGUGAUGAAGAAAUCGUUGACCUAAUUGUGUUAGGACGGCCAGGCACACCAAAGGGACCAUUAGAAGUAAAUGAUGUUCAUGAAAAGGGAUGCAAACUCAAGUGGAAGAAACCGGAAGAUGACGGUGGUGUUCCGAUAAAGGAAUACGAAAUUGAAAAAAUGGACACCGCGACUGGUAAAUGGGUGCGUGUUGGUAAAGUUCCAGCUUCUUCAGGCGGCGGUGGUGGUGGUGGUGGUGAAGGUAGUACGAAGGACAAUCCAGAAUUUACCGUUACUGGUUUAAGCCCAGGUGCUGAAUAUAAGUUCCGUGUAUCGGCGGUCAACGACGAAGGAGACUCCGAACCAUUGGUUACAGGCCAUUCAAUCAUCGCCAAGAAUCCAUAUGAUGAACCAAAAAAACCAGGAACACCAGAAGUUGUAGACUUUAAUAAUCAUAGUGCUACCAUUAAAUGGACACCACCCAAGUCAGAUGGUGGAGCUGCUAUUGAAAAAUACAUUGUCGAGAAGAAAGACAAAAACAAACCUGAUUGGGAGAAAGCACUUGAAGUUGUUCCUGGUGGUGGUGAUCAACAAUUGGAAGCUUUGAUCGAUGAUCUCAAAGAAACCGGUGAAUAUCAAUUCCGUGUAAUAGCUGUUAACAAGGCUGGUCUAUCGCCUCCAUCAGAUCCAUCAAAAACACAAGUCAUUCGCCAUAAGGCAUUGAAACCAAGAAUUGACCGCACAAAUCUCAAAACAGUCAUAGUACGUGCUGGAAAACCGAUCUUUUUCGACGUUGACGUGCGUGGUGAGCCACCGCCACAAAUUACAUGGACCUUGAAAGAUCAAGAAGAAGAAGAAGAAGAAGUCAAAAGCGAAGAUAAUGUAGAAAUCACAAAUGUACCAUACAACACAAAAUUUUCGAUUAAAGAAGCUCUUCGCAAGAAUACGGGACUAUACAAAAUCAAAGCAAUCAAUCCACAUGGUGAAGAUGUGGCUGAAGUUGAUGUGACUGUUCUAUCAGCACCAGGCAAACCGAAAGGUCCACUUAAGGUUUCUGAUGUCACAAAGACCGGAUGUAAACUCAAAUGGGAUAAACCAGAUGAUGAUGGUGGUUUACCAUUGAGUGCCUAUCAAGUUGAAAAACUUGAUAAAGCAACUGGUCGUUGGGUUCCCGUUGGACGUGCUGCUGCUGCUCUACCAGAAGAUACUGAAUUUGAUGUAAAAGGCUUGCAAGAAGGGCAUGAAUAUCAAUUUAGAGUUAAGGCAAUCAAUGAUGAAGGUGAAUCAGAGCCACUUGAAACCGAUAGCACAAUUAUUGCGAAGAAUCCAUACGAAGUGACUGACAAACCAGGCACUCCAGAAAUUGUUGAUUGGGGACCAGAUUUUGCUGACUUGAAAUGGGAAGUGCCAAAGAAAACCAACGGUGCUCCAGUCACUGGUUAUAUCAUCGAGAAGAAAGAGAAAUUCUCACCACACUGGGAAGAAGUGCUUGUCACUGAUUCACCUAAACCAGAGGCUAAGGUUCCAGAUUUAAAGGAAGGAAACACUUAUCAGUUCCGGGUGCGAGCUGUUAACAAAGCCGGUCCCAGCGAACCAAGUGAUCCAACCAAACCACAUGUUGCUAAACAUCGUUUCCUUAAACCACUUAUUAAUCGUGAAAAAUUGCACACGGUUAGAGUACGUGCUGGGGAAAAUGUAAAGAUUGAAACGGACGUGCGUGGUGAGCCACCAGCACAAAUUACAUGGAGCAUUGCUGGUGGUGGUGGUGGUGGUGGUGGUGGUGGUGGUGGUAAACCCAUUGAAACCAGUGCCCAUUACAAGGUUGAUAACGAAGAUUAUAACACAAAACUUGUUAUCAGCGAUACCGAACGUAAACUUUCGGGCAUCUAUACUAUUUUCGCAAAAAACGAUUCGGGAAGCGAUGAAGCAACCAUCGAAGUUAUCAUUUUGGAUAAACCAUCGAAACCAGAAGGUCCACUUGAAGUCUCUGAUGUACACAAAGAGGGAUGCAAAUUGAAAUGGAACAAACCAAAAGACGAUGGUGGUUUACCAUUGAGUGCUUAUGUUGUUGAAAAAAUGGACGUUGCCACUGGUCGAUGGGUACCAGCUGGACGCGUUGAUCCAUCAAAGACGGAACAUGAAGUUUCUGGGCUCGAACCUAAUCACAAGUAUCAAUUCCGUGUUAAAGCAGUCAACGAGGAAGGUGAAUCUGGUCCACUUGAAACUGAUCACGAUAUUUUGGCUAAGAACCCAUAUGAUCCACCAGCACCACCAGGCCUACCAGAAAUCAAUGAUUGGGAUGAACAUUCAGUUAAAUUGAAAUGGGAACCACCAAUUCGCGACAAUGGCGCACCGAUUAUUGGCUACAUCAUUGAAGUUAUGGACAAAGAUUCUGGUAAUUUUGUUAAAGCCAUCGAAGUUCCAGGUGGUGGUGGUGGUGGUAACAAAUGUGAAGGCACUGUUCCAAAGUUAGUUGAAGGUGAACAAUAUAAAUUCCGUGUCAAAGCAGUCAACAAAGCCGGUCCAUCCGAACCAUCUGAGGCUACGAACUGGCAUACUGCGAAGGCUCGCUUCCUGAAACCAAGAAUCGAUCGUACAAACUUGAAUCCAAUUACAUUGAAAGCUGGUCUUUCUCUGAACUUGGAUAUAAAGGUAUUCGGCGAGCCGCCACCAGACGUACAGUGGUAUUUUAAAGAGAAGGAAUUGUUAUCCGAUGAAAAUACUCGCAUUGACAACGCUGAUUACAAUACAAAGUUCUAUAUUAUGCGCGCCAAACGUCUACAAUCUGGUAAAUAUACUAUUGUGGCCAAGAAUCAAAUGGGUGAAGAUCGUGCCGAUGUUGAGAUCACUGUAUUGGGAAAACCAUCAGCACCAAAUGGACCACUCAAAGUUUCAGAUGUCAACAAACAUGGAUGCAAAUUAAAGUGGGAAAAACCAGAUGACGCGGGUGGUACUCCAAUCGAUUACUAUUCAAUCGAAAAAUUGGAUCCACACACUGGUCAAUGGAUUCCAUGCGGUCGCAGUACAGAGCCAGAAGCUACAAUUACCGGUUUACAAGAAGGAAAACCAUACAAAUUCCGUGUUCGUGCAGUGAACAAAGAGGGCGAUUCAGAUCCAUUGGAAACUGAAGGAACAAUUAUUGCUAAAAAUCCGUUCGAUGAGCCUGAUAAGCCAGGUCGCCCAGAACCAACAAACUGGGACAAAGAUUUUGUGGACUUGAAAUGGUCACCGCCACCAAGCGAUGGAGGCGCUCCAUUGGAAAAAUACAUUGUCCAAAUGCGUGAUAAAUCUGGUCGUGGAUGGAGUGAUGCUUUAACUGUGCCAGGAAAUCAAACGCAAGGAAAAGUAACAAACAUUGAUGAUUGUCAUGAAUAUGAAUUCCGCGUUGUUGCUGUCAAUAAAGCAGGUCCCAGCGAACCAAGUGAUGUAUCGAAAUCAGUCAUUGCUAAACCAAGAUUCCUAGCACCACAUAUUGACCGUAAGAACUUGCAAAAGAAAGUUCUACGAGCUGGACAAAUGCUACGCAUGGAUGCAGAUGUUGGGGGUGAGCCCGCACCGUCGAUCGAUUGGAGUUAUAAAAAUGAAGUGUUGCGUACAGCAGAUCGCUUAAAGAUCGAAAAUGAAGACUAUAAAACAACAUUUAUUUUGCAAAAGGCUAAACGCUCAGAUCGUGGUACAUACACCGUGACAGCUAAGAAUAGCAGCGGUGUAGACACAGUAAAUGUUGAGCUUGAAGUGUUGUGCAAACCAAGCAAGCCACAAGGCCCAUUAGACGUAUCUGAUGUAACUGCCGAAGGAUGCCAUCUCAAAUGGGAAAAACCAGAAGAUGAUGGAGGCGAACCCAUUGAUCACUACGUCGUUGAACGUAUGGAUACAGAUAGCGGACGAUGGGUUCCAGUUUGCAAGUCAAAAACACCAGAAGCUGAUGUAACUGGUUUAAAUGAAGGAAAAGAUUAUUUGUUCCGUGUUAAAGCUGUCAAUUCAGAAGGCGAAUCAGAGCCACUUACAACAGAAACGGCAAUUAAGGCCAAGAACCCAUAUAGUGCUGCUGAUGCACCAAGCAAACCAGUCUUAAAAGACUGGUCGAAGAACCAUGCUGACAUUACAUGGACACCUCCAGAAGAUGAUGGCGGCGCACCAAUUAGUGGCUACAUUGUUGAAAAGAAAGACGAAUUCUCACCAAAAUGGCAAAAAGUAUUGGAAACCAAAGGUCCCGAAUGUAAAGCACAUAUUCCAGAUUUGGUUGAAGGGCAAAAAUACCAAUUCCGUGUCAAAGCCAUUAAUAAAGGCGGUCAAAGUAAACCGUCACAACCAUCUGAUACUCUAUUGGCCAAAGAUCGAUUUGCCGCACCAAAAAUUGAUCGUACCAAUCUUAAGGAUAUUUCAAUCAAAGCUGGUCAACACAUUCGCUUGGACGUUAAGAUAAGUGGUGAGCCUCCACCAACCAAGACCUGGUUUUUAAACAAAGAGCGCUUGGAUCAACCCCGAGACGAUAUUAUUAUCGAUUUCGAAGAUUAUCGUACCAAAUUCCAUAUUCCACAUGCAACACGCGCACAUAAAGGACGUAUCACAAUCAAAGCAGAAAAUGAUUCUGGACGAGAUGAAGCUUCAAUUGAAGUUACUGUACUCGAUAAGCCAAGCAAACCAGAAGGUCCACUUCGCAUUAAUGAUGUACACAAGGAAGGCGCGACUCUUAAAUGGAAUCCACCACUUGAUGAUGGUGGUAUUCCGCUAGAUCAUUAUGCUGUUGAAAAAAUGGAUAUGGAUACAGGACGAUGGGUUUCAGCUGGUCGUUCGAAAGAACCACAUUUGAAGAUUGACAAUUUGACACCUGGACAGGAAUAUAAAUUUCGUGUGUCAGCUGUCAAUGCUGAAGGCGAAUCCGAACCAUUGGAAGCCGAACAAACCAUCAUUGCCAAGAAUCCAUUCGACGAACCUGGUGCACCUGGUCAACCCGAAGCAACUGAUUGGGAUAAAGAUCAUGUGGACUUAAGAUGGACUCCACCAGUGAAAGAUGGCGGAUCUCCAAUUACCGGCUACAUAAUUGAGAAACGUGAGAAAGACUCUCCAAAAUGGAUCAAAUCUGUCGAAAUUCCAGGAAAUAAAUGUGAAGGCACUGUUCCACAUUUGGACGAAAAUACUGGAUACGAAUUUCGUGUUCGGGCUGUUAAUGCUGCAGGUCCUGGCGAACCAUCGAAAGCCAGCAAAUCUGUCAUCACCAAACCAAGAAAAUUGGCACCCAAAAUCGAUCGCAAGAACUUGCGUAAUAUUACCGUUAAAGAAGGUGAACCAAUUUUUGUGGAUGUAAAGGUUAGUGGUGAGCCAGCUCCAGAAGUUGCAUGGUUUGUCAAUGGUAAACCACUGCAAGUAACGAGUCAUCACAAGCGUGUUGAUAAUGUUCCAUACAACACAAAACUCUUCAACGAUAAUCCCGAAAGAAAGGAUACGGGAACGUACAAAAUCGUUGCACAAAAUAAAUAUGGCCAAGAUCAAGAGGAAAUCGAAAUUACGAUUAUCUCCAAACCUAGUAAACCAGAAGGGCCACUAGAUGUAUCAAAUAUUACUAAGGAUGGAUGCACUCUUAAGUGGAAGAGACCGAAAGACGAUGGCGGCGAACCAAUUGAAAACUAUGUUGUCGAAAAAUUCGAUCCGGACACCGGUAUUUGGUUGCCUGUUGGUAAAACUGAAGGUUCAACACCCGAAAUGGAAGUUGACGGUUUGAUUCCGAAUCAUGAAUAUAAAUUCCGCGUCAAAGCCGUUAACAAGGAAGGGGAAUCCGCCGAACCAUUGGAAACUCUUGGCACAAUUAUUGCUCGAGAUCCAUAUGUUGUGCCAUCACAGCCAGGUACACCGGAACCUGCCGAUUGGUCUGCAAACCAUGUUGAUUUAGUAUGGAAAGAACCAAUCACAGAUGGUGGAUCACCACUCACUGGUUAUAUCAUUGAAAUGAAAGACAAAUAUAGUCCCAUGUGGGAGAAGGCACUUGAAACAACUGGUGGUGAAACUCCUGCUGCUACAAUAAAUGGUUUGAUUGAAUGUAACGAAUACCAAUUCCGUGUUAUUGCUUUAAAUAAAGCCGGUGCUUCUGAACCAUCGGACGCCAGCAAGAAUUUUGUUGCAAAACCAAGAUUCCUUGCUCCAAAGAUCGAUCGUCGCAAUUUGCGUGAUAUCACUUUGUCGGCGGGCACCGCAUUGAAAUACGACGUAAACAUAAUCGGCGGCGAACCACCACCACACGUUGAGUGGCGCUACUGUAAUAUGCCAUUGACACCAAGUAAAGCUGUUACCAUUGAUAAUGUCGAUUACAAUUCUAAAUUGGUCAUUCGACCAACCAAACGUAGUGACUCAGGUGAAUACACUAUUACUGCUAAAAAUAGUUCAGGCCAAGAUUCGGUAACUGUUAACGUUACAAUCAUUGAUAAACCAUCGAAACCAGAAGGACCACUUGAAGUGUCUGAUGUUCACAAAGAUGGCUGUAAACUUAAAUGGAAGCGUCCAAAGGAUAUGGGUGGUAUUCCAAUUGAUUACUAUCAAGUCGACAAAUUUGACAGUGAAACUGGCUGUUGGAUUCCAGUUGGACGCUCAUCUGAGCCACAUUAUGAUGUUGUCAAUUUAACACCUGGCAAAGAGUAUAAGUUCCGUGUUGCUGCUGUAAAUGCUGAAGGUGAAUCAGAACCAUUGGAAACUGAACAUUCUAUCAUUGCCAAGAAUCCAUUCGAUGAACCUGGAAAACCAGAAAAUGUCCGUGCUACUGACUGGGAUAAAGAUCAUGUUGAUUUGGCAUGGACUCCACCACUUACAGAUGGGGGCUCACCAAUAGCCGGUUACAUUGUAGAAAAGAAGAAAGACAAAUAUGGUCAAUGGGAGAAGGCUAUCGAGGCUAUGGUGCCAGCUGAUCAAUGCAAAGCAACAGUUCCAGAUUUGAUCGAAGGACAAGGUUACCAAUUCCGUGUUCGUGCUGUUAACAAAGGUGGACCGGGUGAACCAAGCGAUGCAACACCAAUCAUUUGUGCUAAACCACGUAAUCAAGCCCCACGCAUCGAUCGUACUAAUUUAAUUGAAAUCAAAAUCAAGGCUGGAUCGAAUUUCAAUUAUGAUGUUAAAGUCAGUGGUGAACCAGUUCCAAUUACUAAAUGGUUGUUGAACAAACGUGAAGUACGUCGUCGUCCAAAUGAUCAUGUUGUAAAAGUGAAACAUGUUGAUUAUAAUACUAUACUGAAAGUACAAAAUGCAACUCGUGCUGAAUCCGGUGUUUACACAGUUACCGCUGAAAAUAUUAAUGGUUCAGACACAGCAGAUGUAAAAGUUACUGUGCUCGAUGUACCUAGCCCACCACAAGGACCAUUGAAGGUUGAUGAUAUUCAUGCCGAAGGGGCAACACUCAAAUGGCAACCACCACAAGAUGAUGGUGGUCAACCAAUAGAGAAAUAUGUUGUUGAAAAAAUGGAUGAAAAUACUGGUCGUUGGGUACCAGCCGGUGAAACCACCACCACCGGUGAUGGACCAGUAACAAAAUUGGCAGUAGUCGGUUUAACACCUGGUCAUAAAUAUAAGUUCAGAGUACGUGCAGUUAACAAACAAGGUAAAUCUGAACCAUUGAACACAGCUCAAGCUAUCGAAGCUAAAAAUCCGUUUGAUGAGCCAACUAAACCCGGCAAGCCACAAAUCAAAGACUACGAUACUGACUUUGUGGAACUGGAGUGGAAGCGUCCAGAAAGUGACGGUGGCUCACCACUCAUUGGUUAUGUUAUUGAAAAGAAAGACAAAUAUAGUCCCGACUGGGAGAAAUGUGCCGAAGUUGAAGGUGAUAUUACAACUGGUAAAGUAACUGAUUUGAUCGAUGGUUUAACAUAUGAAUUCCGAGUUCGUGCUGUUAAUAAAGCCGGUCCAGGUCAACCAAGUGAUGCUACUGACAAACAUGUGGCAAGACCAAAGAAUUUGGCACCCAAGAUAGAUCGCAACUUCAUGACAAAUAUUAAGAUUCGUGCUGGCCAAAACUUCGACUAUGAUGUGCCGGUGUGUGGCGAACCACCACCAUCGAAGGAAUGGUCAUUGAAGGAUAAUAUAGUUGUCAAUUCGGAUCGUGUUAAAAUCAUAAACCUCGAACCUUAUCGUACGAAACUUAAAGUGAUUGAUGCCAAACGAGCUGAUAGUGGAGAAUAUACACUGGUUGCUCGUAACAUCAAUGGUGUCGAUAAGGCAACAGUUACAGUUAUUGUGCUCGAUAUACCUAGCCCACCAGAGGGACCAUUGCGUGCUGAUAAUGUUACCAAAUCAGGAUGUACACUCAGCUGGCGUCCACCUAAAGAUGAUGGAGGUUCAGAGAUUGCACAUUAUGUCGUUGAAAAAAUGGAUACUGAUGCAAUGCGUUGGGUACCAGUUGGAGAAAGUGUUUCAUCAACAACAACAUCACUUCGUGCUGAUAAUUUGAUUGAUGGUCAUGACUAUAACUUCCGUGUACGUGCUGUGAAUAAGCAAGGUGAAUCAAUGCCACUGACCACACAUCAACCAAUCACUGUCAAAGAUCCAUUCGGAAAGCCAGACAAACCAGGAAAACCAGAAGUUACAGACUGGGAUAAGGAUCAUGUUGAUUUGAAAUGGACGCCGCCAAAGAAAAAUGGUGGCGCACCGAUCAUUGGUUACAUUGUUGAGAAAAAACCCAAAUUUGGCACAUGGGAAAAGGCUAUUGAAACUACUACUGGUCCAAGUGGUGGUGCUGCUGCUGCAACAAAUGCUCGUGUUCCAGAUUUGACUGAAUUUGAAGAAUACGAAUUCCGCGUGAUUGCAGUUAACAAAGGUGGACCGGGUGAACCAAGUGACGCUUCCACACCAAUUGUCGCAAGAGCGCGUUUCGUUGCACCACACUUUGAUAAGAAAUUGCUUGAAGAUUUGGUUGUUCAUGCUGGAAAACCAAUAAAAUGGACACUCCCGAUCGAAGCAUCGCCACGCCCAACAUUCAGAUGGUUUGCACAUGGCAAACAACUUGAAGCUGGCGGCCCACGUAUCGAUAUGCAACUGUAUAAUAAUGAACUUACAUUUGAAAUUCCAUAUUCAGUACGUGGAGAUUCGGGACAAUAUACAUUGACACUGGCCAAUGAAUGUGGAGAAUUUACGGCAUCGGCAAAUGUCACCGUACUUGAUAAGCCGGGCUCACCACAACCACCAUUUGAUAUUACGGGCAUCACAAAAGAAGGAUGCCAUUUGGCCUGGAGAAUGCCACUCGAUAAUGGGGGCGCACCAAUUUUACAUUAUGUCAUUGAAAAGAUGGAUCUAUCACGUGGAACAUGGUCGGACGCUGGUAUGAGCUUUAAUCUAGCUCAUGAUGUCACUCGUUUAGUGCAUAAAAAAGAAUAUUUGUUCCGUGUGAAGACAGUUAAUGCAAUUGGAGAAUCAGAACCACUAGAGGCAAACAAGAGUAUAAUUGCCAAAAAUGAAUUUGAUGAACCAGAUGCACCAGGAAAACCAGCUAUCAAAGAUUGGGACAAAGAUCAUGUCGAUUUGGAAUGGAAAGCACCAAAAUCAGAUGGAGGCUCCCCCCUUACCGAAUACAUUGUGCAAAAGAAAGAAAAAGGUAGCCCCUAUUGGAUUAAUUCUGUCCAUGUACCACCAAUGAAGACACAAGCAACCGUACCAGAUUUAACAGAAGGAAAAGAAUACGAAUUCCGUAUUAUUGCUGUUAACAAAGCUGGCCAAUCGGAACCGUCCGAACCAUCGGAUACUAUCAUUGCUAAAGCACGUUUCCUUGCACCAAAAAUUGUCACCACCCCAUUAAAUGAUAUUCGUAUCAAGACUGGUCUUAUUUUCCAUGUUGACAUCGAUUUCAUUGGUGAACCAACGCCAGAAGUUACAUGGACCGUCGAUGGCCAUAAAGAUCUUGAAACUACAGAUCGCACGACAGUUACAUCAAUUGGCUAUCAUACAAUCGUACACACUGUAAAUUGUAAACGUUCUGAUUCAGGCACAUACAAAUUGCAUUUGAAAAACGACUCUGGCACUGACGAAGGUACAUUCCAAAUAAUUGUUCUGGAUCGUCCAGGCCCACCAACUGGACCACUUGAAUACGAAGAAAUAACUGCCAACAGUGUUACCAUUUCAUGGAAACCACCAAAGGAUAACGGUGGCUCUGAAAUUACCGCAUACGUCAUUGAGAAACGUGAUCUUACACAUGGUGGUGGUGGUGGUGGUGGGGGUUGGGUACCAGCUGUUACUUAUGUUAAUGCCAAAUAUACACACGCCACUGUUCCUCGUUUACUUGAUGGCACACAAUAUGAAUUCCGUGUUAUGGCCGAGAACUUGCAAGGACGAUCAGAUCCACUGACAUCCGAUUCGCCAAUUAUUGCCAAAAAUCAAUAUGAUGUUCCUGGACGACCAAGCAAACCAGAACUUGUUGAAAGUGACAAGAAUCACAUCACCAUUAAAUGGAAAGCACCAAUUAGUAAUGGGGGCUCGCCACUCAUUGGCUACGAAAUUGAGCGACGUGAUAAGGCUACUGGUCGAUGGAUUAAAUUAACAAAAGCACCACAUUUGGGCGGCACCGAAUACGAAGAUCCACGCGUGCAAGAAUCUCAUCAAUAUGAAUAUCGUGUGAGUGCUGUCAAUGCUGCUGGUGUUGGUAAACCAAGCGAUCCAUCAUCACUCUUUACUGCUCGCCCAAUGAAAGAGAAGCCAAGAUUGUGGUUGGAUGACCUUGUCGGGCGGAAGAUCAAAGUUCGUGCCGGCGAACCAAUCAAUAUCACAAUCCCAUUGUCUGGUGCACCCACGCCGACUGUAGAAUGGACCAAAGCUACAAUUCGUCUUCUACCAUCGAAUCGUAUAUCAACUGAUGUCAGUGAUGAAAAAACUAUUUUCCGCAUCGAAGAAUCAACACGGUCUGAUGGUGGUGUCUACACAGUUACAGCAACAAAUGAAUUUGGCAAAGAUUCAGCUGAUAUUGAGGUUAUUGUUGUUGACAAACCCGGUAUUCCUCGUGGACCAUUGACCUAUACGGAAACUACAGCUGAAACUAUUUCUCUCUCAUGGAAUCCACCAGAGGACAAUGGUGGCGGAGACAUUAACGGUUAUAUUGUUGAAAUCAGUGAAGCUGGUACAGAUAAUUGGCGGCCAGUUCCUGGCUACUGUCCAAAAUGUGCUUUCACUGUUAAAGGUUUGACUGAAGGCAAGCAAUACGUAUUUCGUGUUCGUGCUGAAAACAUUUAUGGUGUAUCUGAUCCGUUGGAAGGCAAACCAAUUACUGCCAAAUCACCAUUCGAUCCUCCAGAUGCACCAAAAACUCCCGAAAUCAAAGGCUACAGUCCAAAUAGCUGUUCACUCGAAUGGCGUCCACCAGAUUACUGUGGCGGUAAGCCAGUCUCGGGCUACAUUAUCGAAAAACGCGAACGCGGUGGCGAAUGGGUCAAGGUAAAUAACUAUCCAACACCAAAUUUGAGCUACACUGUUCAAGAUUUGCGCGAUAAAGGCAAAUAUGAAUUCAGAGUUAGUGCUGUCAACGAAGCUGGACCCGGAAAACCAAGCAAACCAACAGAGCCAAUUAUUGCUCAAGUGCAACGUUCACGACCAGACGCCCCAGAUGCACCACAUCCAGAUCGUAUCACAAAAGACAGCGUUACAUUGUCUUGGACACCACCAAAACGAGAUGGUGGCGCACGUGUGAAGGGAUACAUACUGCAAAAACGCAGCAAAGCUGAUAAGAAUUGGUCAGAUGUUAACGAAGUACUCAUUCACAAUACAGUUCAUACUGUGCCACAUUUGACUGGUGAAGGCGGCGGCGGCGGCGGCGGCGGCGGCGAAGAAGAAGAAUACAACUUCCGUGUCAUUGCUGUAAAUGAAGUGGGCCCAUCAGAGCCAUCGAAACCAAGUCCAUCGGUUAUUGUCGAAGAACAACCAAACAAACCAAAAAUGGAUUUGGGAGGUGUUCGUGAUAUCACUGUUCGUGCUGGUGAAGACUUCUCAAUUCAUGUACCAUAUAUUGGAUUCCCAAAACCGACUGCUACCUGGUUGGCUAAGGAUUCUGUUCUCGAUGACUACUCAGACAACCGUGUGCAUCAACAAUUGGCCGAUGAUUAUGCUAGCAUUGUUGUUAAAAAUUCGAAACGUGAUGAUGCCGGUCAGUACCGAUUACAACUCAAGAAUCCAUCAGGUUUCGAUACAGCUACAAUUAACGUACGAGUACUUGAUCGCCCAGGUAAACCAGAAAAUUUGAGAGCCGACGAAUUCGCUGGCGAUUCAUUGACACUUUAUUGGAAUCCACCACCGAAAGAUGAUGGCGGCGGAGCACCAAUUACAAAUUAUGUAAUCGAAAAGAAAGAAGCACGUGCUGCAACCUGGUCAAAGGUCAGCAGCUAUUGUACUGUUCCUUUUGUUCGUGUUAGAAACCUAACAAUUGGCAAGGAGUAUGAAUUCCGUGUAAUGGCCGAAAAUCAAUAUGGACAAUCAGACCCAGCAACUACCGAACACCCAAUCAGAGCACGACAUCCAUUCGAUGUUCCAGGGGCACCUGGUGCACCAAAAGCUAUCGAAACGACGGGAGAUUCAAUCUCAAUUUUCUGGGCCAAACCAAAACACGACGGAGGCGCACCAAUCGGUGGUUAUGUUGUUGAAAAACGUCUAAUCUCCGAAGACAAAUGGAUUAAAGCCACUUUCUCGAAUGUUCCAGAUUUGAAUUGCAGAGUCUCUGGCUUGAUUGAGAACCACGACUAUGAGUUCCGUGUAGCUGCGGUUAAUGCAGCUGGUCAAGGGCCAUGGUCACCAUCAUCUGAUACUAUUGCUUGCAAGGCUCCACCAGCUGCUCCAAAGAUCACAUCAGAUCUCAGCAUUCGCGAUAUGACUGUUAUUGCUGGACAUGAGUUUAAGAUUUCAGUUCCAUUUACUGGUGGUAACCCAAAACCAAAAGUAUCAUGGGCCAUCAACGGUAUCGAUGUUAUUACUGACGAACGUAUCAAAUUCGAAACUACUGACAACAGUGAAACACGUUUCGUUAAUAAAUCGGCCAAGAGAAACGAAACUGGCGCAUAUACCAUCCAAUUGACCAAUUCAGAGGGUACAGAUUCAGCAUCGUGCCGUGUUUUGGUCGUCGAUUGUCCAUCGCCACCACAAGGACCACUGGAUGUAUCCGAUAUUACUCCCGAUACAUGCACAUUAUCAUGGAAAUCACCAUUAGAUGAUGGGGGUUCGCCAAUUUCAAACUAUGUCGUCGAAAAGAUGGAUACCAAUGGCAUUUGGGUAAAGGUGAGCUCAUUUGUGCGUGGAACACACUACGAAGUUAUGGGAUUGGAACCAAAUCGUCAAUAUUAUUUCCGAGUUCGCGCAGAAAAUCAAUAUGGUGUCAGUUACCCAUUAUCUCGUGAUGAUCCUGUAUUGGCAACAUAUCCAUUCACUGUACCGGAUCCACCAGGCGCACCAAAGGUUAUCGAUUGGGAUUCAUCGAAUGUUAAAUUGAUUUGGGACCGUCCACGCAGUGAUGGUGGCUCACGUAUUCAAGGCUAUAAAUUAGAAUACCGUGAUGUGUCUGAUCCAGCAUGGAACACUCAUGAUAUUCUCAUCAAAGAUAAUCAAUAUCAACUAUAUAAUUUACAAAGUGGUCGUGAAUUUGAAUUUAGGGUACGCGCUAAAAAUGUUGCUGGAUUCAGUAAAUCAUCACCUCCAUCUAGCAAAUUCAAAAUAAAAGAAAAAUUCUCUGUGCCAUCAGCACCACAAGCACCAGCAGUGGUGAAGGUGGGCAAGAAUUAUGUUGAUUUGAAAUGGGAACGCCCUGUCAGUGAUGGAGGAUCGCGGAUCAAUGGCUACAUUAUUGAACGACGUGAUGUUGGUGGUGCUUUGUGGGUUAAAUGCAACGAUUACAAUGUUUUAGAUUUGGAUUACACUGUUAUGAAUUUGAUCGAAUGUGCUGAUUACGAAUUCCGUAUAUUUGCUGUCAAUGCUGCUGGGCGAAGUGAGCCAAGCUCAUGCACUACACCAGUUAAAGUGUGUGAAGUUGUUGGCGGCACAAAACCUGAAUGGAUUCGUACAUUGCAUAAUGCAACCACCACCGUUCCACAUGGUAAAUGCAUUACGUUGGAAUGUGAAGCAAGCGGUAAACCUGAACCAACUGCUCGCUGGUUGCGCAACGGCCGUGAAAUUUCAUUGGCACAAACACCCGCCGCCGCCGGAUCAAGAAUUCGUGCUGAAAGUAGUAGCAACGGUAUUUUCAAAUUACACAUUACUGAUGCUAAACAUAGUGAUGAAGGUGAUUACACAUGCGAAGCAAUAAAUUCACUUGGAUUUGUCCAUACAACAGCUCAUUUGAAGGUUGGAACACCACCACGCAUAGAUCGUAUGCCAACCGACUUGAGAUUUGCUGAAAAUGACAAUCAAAAGAUAAAAGUAUUCUAUUCUGGUGAUCAACCUAUUGAAUUUACAUUAAAACAAAAUGGCAACGAAAUCAAGGACACGGGUCGUGUCCGUUGGAGUAUAUUGGAUGAUUACAUUACCAUUGCUAUAAAGGACGUUUGCGGCGGAUCAGAUGCUGGUGAAUAUCAAGUUGAAUUGAAGAAUGACAGCGGUAAAGCCAUCGGUACAUUCAAUGUUACAAUCACUGGCUUGCCAGGACCACCAGUUGGACCAUUGGGCAUUUCACAUGUUACCAAACACACUUGUCAACUUUCGUGGAAACCACCAAGCUAUGACGGUGGUCUUAAGAUAACACAUUACGUAGUUGAGCGCAGGGACACAUCAUCACCACACUGGAUUACUGUGCAUAGCUCAUGUAAGGACACCACUUCAUGCUCAAUCCAAGGAUUGGCCGAGCAUCAAGAAUAUGCAUUCCGAGUAUCGGCCGUUAAUGACAAUGGAAAAGGUCCAGCUUUGCAAGGUGCUCAACCAAUUCGUGCUAAAGCACCAUUUGAUGUACCAUCAGCACCAGGUAUUCCACAAGUUACCGAAGUCGGCGACGAUUUCGUUCAUUUGGAAUGGGAGAAACCAGAAUCAGAUGGCGGGGCACGAAUUCAAGGCUAUUGGAUCGAUAAACGUGAAGCUGGUAGUGAAGUUUGGCGACGUGUCAAUGUGGCUCUUUGUCCAGCUACACAAAUUAACUGCGCAAAUUUGGUUGAAUGUCGUCAGUAUGAAUUCCGUGUAUUCGCUCAGAAUGAAGCUGGCAUUUCACCACCUUCAAGUAAUUCAUCAUCCGUUAAGAUAAUCGAUCCGAAGGCUGCCACUCCACCGCAAAUUGUUCGUCCAUUGCGCAAUGCAAAUUGCAUCCAAAAUCAUAAUGCCCAAUUUAGCUGCCAAAUUACUGGCGUUCCAAAACCAACCAUUACAUGGUACAAGGGGGCCCGUGAGAUCACAAACGGUGCUCGUUAUCAUAUCUACUCAUCAUCAGAAGGUGAUGUGUAUAAUUUGACCAUUAACGAUGUAUUUGGAGAAGAUGCUGACGAAUACGUUUGUCGUGCUAUUAACAAAGCUGGAGUUAAGUCAACUCGUGCUGAAUUAGUCAUUAUGACUGCUCCCAAAUUAAAUGUACCACCACGAUUUCGUGACACAGCCUACUUUGACAAAGGUGAGAAUAUUGUCAUUAAGAUUCCAUUCACCGGUCAUCCAAAACCAAAGAUCAACUGGGUACGCGAAGGUGAACAUAUUGAAUCAGGUGGUCAUUAUCAUGUGGAGGUUAUAGAUCGACAUGCAAUUUUGACAAUCCGGGACGGAUCUAAACUUGACUCAGGUCCUUAUCGUAUCACUGCUGAAAAUGAAUUGGGACAAGAUUCGGCCAUUAUAAAGAUUCAAAUUAGCGACCGUCCAGAUCCGCCAAGAUUCCCAUUGAUUGAAAGUAUUGGUGUUGAUUCGUUGCAAUUAUCAUGGAAAGCUCCAGUUUGGGACGGUGGUUCUGAUAUCACAAACUAUUUGGUCGAAAAACGUGAACAUCCAUUGGAAACAUGGAUUCGAGUUGGAAACACACGUUUUACUUCCAUUGCUGUUACCGGACUAGUUCCUGCUCGUCAAUAUGAAUUCAGAAUCUUUGCCGAAAACAUUUAUGGUCGUUCAGAUCCAUCUGAAGUAAGUACAUUGAUUACAACUAAGGGACAACCAAAAAGAACCGAACAUAAACAACAUAAAUACGAACUUGAUGAAAAUGGCAAAAAGAUUCGUGGCAAAGCCGAUGAUGGACCAAUUAAAGAUUACGAUUCAUAUGUAUUCGAUAUUUACUCGAAGUAUGUGCCACAACCAGUGGAUAUUUCGAACGAAAGUGUUUACGACAAAUAUGAAAUUCUAGAAGAAAUUGGCACCGGUGCAUUCGGUGUUGUACACCGUUGUCGUGAGCGUGCUACUGGAAAUAUUUUUGCUGCAAAAUUCAUCCCAGUGUCACAUGCAAUGGAAAAGGACUUGAUUAAAAAGGAAAUAGAUAUCAUGAAUCAAUUGCACCAUCAAAAAUUACUGAACUUGCACGAUGCCUUCGAAGAUGAUGACGACGAAAUGGUGCUCAUUUUUGAAUUCUUAUCUGGAGGUGAACUAUUUGAAAGAAUUACGGCCGAUGGAUACAUAAUGUCAGAAGCUGAAGUAAUCAAUUAUAUGCGCCAAAUCUGCGAGGGUAUUAAACAUAUGCAUGAAAAGAACAUCAUUCAUUUGGAUGUAAAACCAGAAAAUAUUAUGUGUCAAACACGCACAAGUACCAAUAUCAAACUAAUUGAUUUCGGUUUGGCCACCAAACUCGACCCGAACGAAAUUGUCAAGAUUUCAACUGGAACAGCCGAAUUCGCUGCCCCAGAAAUCGUUGAACGUGAACCAGUUGGUUUCUAUACAGACAUGUGGUCUGUUGGUGUAUUGAGUUACGUUCUCUUGAGUGGUUUAUCACCAUUUGCUGGCGAAAAUGAUGUUGCAACAUUGAAAAAUGUAAAAGCAUGCGAUUGGGACUUCGAUGAAGAUGCAUUCCGCCACAUAUCUGAAGAAGGAAAAGAUUUUAUUCGUCGUUUGUUAGUGAAGAAUAAAGAGAAACGUUUGACUGCUCACGAAUGUUUACUUCAUCCAUGGUUGACUGGUGUGAUCACCAGUGACAAAACCCGUCGUCAAAUUAGUAGAGAUCGACUUCUGGCAUUGCGUGACAAAAUUCGCAAGAAGUAUGAUGAUUGGUCGAAAUUCAUUUUACCAAUUGGACGUCUAUCCGAAUACUCAUCAAUACGGAAAUUACUCAUUGAAAAAUACAAGAUUCAAGAGUCAUCGUUCGAUCGUCGUCAAGCGGCACCACGUUUCGUUAUCAAACCACAAUCGCAGUUUUGCUAUGAAGGACAAAGUGUUAAAUUCUAUUGUCGUGUUAUUGGUGUUGCAACACCAACACUUACCUGGUCACAUAAUAACCAAGAACUUCGACAGAGUGUGAAAUUCAUGAAGCGCUACCAAGGAGAUGACUACUACUUCAUUAUUAACAGAGUUAAGUUGAGCGAUCGCGGGGAAUACAUAAUACGUGCAGAAAAUCAUUACGGUUCACGCGAAGAAGUUGUUUUCUUAAAUGUUCAACCAUUACCUAAACAAGUGCCAGUAUACAAACAGCAAGAUCAACAGCCAGUUCGCCGCCGACGCGAACCAUUACCAUACACAUAUUGGCAAGAAGAGUCCGACACAGCGCCAAGUUUCACAUUCCUUUUACGUCCACGUGUUAUGCAGGCUCGCGAUACAUGUAAAUUACUUUGCUGCUUGAGUGGUAAACCAGUACCAACAGUUAAAUGGUACAAAGACAGACGCGAACUAAGUAAAUACGAAUAUUCAAUGACACACUCGGAUGGUGUUGUGACUAUGGAAAUUGUUGAUUGUAAACCAGAAGAUUCAGGGAAAUAUCGUUGUGUGGCAACUAACAUUCACGGCACAGAUGAAACAUCAUGUGUUGUGAUUGUUGAAGGUCAAACAUCAACACCAGAACAGGCUGAAUUAGUGCACAACUUCCUUUACUCUGGAGACCGUCGUUACAUUGAAUCACCUCUAAAACCAGCACCACCCCCAAUCAUAACAAGAACACAACACACAAACUCAUCAUCAUCUUCAUACAACAACAACACAACAACAACAACGAGACAACAAGAGAGUUCAUCGUCCUUUAAUUCAUCGAAUAAGACUGUAAUCAACAACACUAGUUCCCACUUAUCAUCAUCAAGCAUUUCAUCAACGACAAACAAUAUAGACACUUCAUCCACAAGCACGUCAUCGAAAAAGAAAUAUGGAAAACUUGAAGCACCUGAUAGCCCAUCGAGAUCACGCAGUGCUACAAAAGAAUUGAUAUUGCCACCAGAUGAUUCUUUGAUGUGUAAACCGAAAUUUACAGAACCACUUAAAGACUUGGAAGUUAUCGUCGAUGGUGAACGACUAUCGUUAGAAUGUACAGUUAAAGGAGAUCCAGAUCCACAAAUCACUUGGUCAAAGAAUGGAAAAUCAAUUUCAUCAUCAGAAAUCAUGAACUUGAAAUACAAAAAUGGUAUAGCUACACUCACCAUCAACGAAGUCUAUCCAGAGGAUGAAGGAACAUACACAUGUACCGCAACAAAUUCAGUCGGUGCUACAGAAACUAAAUGCAAUUUGAAAAUUAAACUACUAGAAAAUGGACAUUUAAAGCAUAGUUCUGGCGCUGGUUCAGAUAAGCCACCAAAAAUUGUUAGUCAUUUGGAAUCACGAUCAGUAAAAGAUGGCGAAGCAAUUACACUUGCAUGUCGUAUCAUUGGAUCGGACAAAUUUGAUGUAGUUUGGUUGCACAAUAACAAAGAAAUCAAACCAUCUAAAGACUUCCAAUAUACCAACGAAGCGAACAUUUAUAAAUUGCAAAUUGCCGAAAUCUUCCCAGAAGAUGCUGGUACAUACACAUGUGAAGCAUUUAACGAUGUCGGCGAAAGUUUUAGUACGUGUACAAUUGGUGUGAUAGUUCCAGGUGAAGUAGUUUCAAAAGCACCCGAAUUCAUAAAGUUCCCUGGCUCGGCAACUGUACAAGAGGGCGAAUCAAGCAGAUUUGAAUGUGAACUUGAAGAGGCACCACUCUCUUUAAGUUGGCUUAAAGACGGCAAACCACUCGAUGAUGAUGAUGAUCAAUCAUCAUCUAGAUAUAAUUUCACAAAAGAUGGCAAUCUAUACUCCUUCAAAAUUGUAUCAUGUCAACACGAUGACAUCGGACAAUACCAAGCCAAGGCCAUUGGUAAAAAGGGAGAAACAUUCGCUACAUUCUCAGUAAAUGUGUACGCCAAGGAAUAAACUCGUUACAACAAAAAAGAACAACGAACCAUUUUUUUUUCGAACAGCAAUAUUAAACGACCGAAUAUAUGCAAUCCAAUCUAAAUGGAAGAAAAUAAAGAAAGUUAUAUUGAUUUAGAGCGCAUAUCAAAAUUUUAGUUGCACAUGCAUCAAACCCAAUUUUUUUUUUAACUUUUGUUUGCUGCGCAAAAUAAUGGAUAAAAUAUACUAACGCCGAACAUGCGAUUGAGUUCAUUGCGAAUCAAUCGAACACAUGAACAUAGAAAAUAAGAACGUUUAAAUAAUGAAAAAGAAAAGAUAAGGAAAGAGAAAAAAAUAACGAUAGAAUUUAUAAUUUAUAUAUCUAAGUAUUUUGUAAAUUGUGAGAUGCAUUGCGAUAAGGAGUGUGAAAGGAAAAUAUUUUCGAUUGGCAAACACCAAGUUCAUGUGAUAAGCAGCGAGACACCAGCAUCCUCAACACUUUUUUGUUUUGAAAACCAUCAAAAAACACUCACUGCUUGUCAAAUAAAUUUGAUGUUUGAUUCACUAAAAUAUCAUACCGCAGAAUGUGUAGCAACAACACCUCGCUUUCUCCAUUCGCAGAAAAGCACUUGUUUAUAACAUAAAGUGAAAAUUCAUUAAUCAAGUUAAUAUUCUACGUUACAAUUGUGUUGCAUAUAUUUCAUUUUUUCUUCAAAAAAUUUGUUUCGGUUUUUCUCUCGCUAUAUGCAAUCUGCGAAAAUAAUUUUGUUUGAAGUUUCCAUCCAAUCUCAUCAUAAAACGAUGAAAAAUUGAAUUUAUGUUCACACAAACGUAACAAACGAAAAAAAAAAAACAUAACCAGGCACAUACACCUUUGGAAAUGUUUCAAUUGUUUUUGGUCUGAACUCUUUCCUUGUCAACAACAUUCUUACUGUUACUAUAUUACGUAUUGUAUGUAACAAAUGCAUAAAAUCGAUAUCCUAGCCAAUCACGUCCCGUAUUUUUUUUUUUUUCAUUCGCAAAACACUGAUAGCUUGUAUAACACAUGUAUGCAAAUUUGAAAAUAAAAAAUAAUAAUAAAAAAUAAACUACAUUUCUAGUUGUCGGGAUUUUAUUGAACUGUGGCACUUUAUUGAAAAACUCACUCUUUUAUUGUCAAAAUAAAAUUACAUUUCAUUCAAAAUCCUGGACACAAAACUGUUGGAGGGGUUGGAUUAACUCGCCCGGAGAAUGGAUUGAAAUUAGCCCUUUAAAUUUUUGCAAAAUAUUGGGAAUUACUGAUAGUGAUAUUCGACCCAUAAAAAUGUCUGUAUUUUCGUUUUACUAGGGGCGCCAAGUAAGUAACUUGAAAAGGUUCUCUGUGUAUAU
Molecule: messenger RNA, 24274 nt
Organism: Contarinia nasturtii (swede midge)
Lineage: Eukaryota; Metazoa; Arthropoda; Insecta; Diptera; Cecidomyiidae
Gene: bent
Product: twitchin
Exons: 21
Coding region: 116-22945 (7609 amino acids)
Biological process (GO): protein phosphorylation
Molecular function (GO): ATP binding; protein binding; protein kinase activity
Source: RefSeq, a predicted model, not a curated record